CAAGCAAGGAACUUUUAUAAAACUUGCAAACAAUAGAUAGAAAUGGGAACAAGUCAAUGUAUGAGAAUAUCGUACUAGAAAUAUUACAAGAACAAAAGUGGGUUUACAAUUCACAUAUCAAUUCGCGAGUUUGUAGUAUUGCUUUAUCAAUAUAUUGUGAUAGCAUUCUAGACUUUCCCAAAAGUCAUAGAUAUAAAGCCAUGAGUGAGCAAGAGAUAUGUCUACAGAACUCUGUAAAGUUGAACAGACCUUGUUCAUAGUAUGAACAAAAGCCACUAGCCUCCUUUCUGCUAUUGACUACUUGUAUGAGAAAUUUUAAUUAGGUUUUUGUACUGUUUGAUAAGACCAGUCGAGUUUUGUCUACAUUUGCCGACUUUGACUUGCUUCUUUACAAUCUCUUUAAAGACCUUUGUCUCAAAGCUUCUCGUCCACUCUCAGCUACUAAACAGACGUUUGGCUUCAAAACCUCUCUAACCUUCAUGGGUUCUGUUUCACAAACUUGAAGAAAAGACCAGGCGCUUUGACUCUCAGAAAAACUCUUCGAAUAUUUGUCAUACUUUCAACGCAACCGCUGGAAGAAAGACUUGUAUCAAGAAUUCAGGAGAUGCGUACUCCGAAAAAGCAGAAGCUUUGAAGCUGUAUAACCGCUGACUACCUCACAACUGGGCUAUGUGUGUUUGGAUAUAUUGUUACAAAUUUCUGUUAAGUAAAAAGAAUUUGCUAAGAAAGAGUGCGUUAUCUGUUGAGUGGUUUACUGCAAAUACUCCAAGUUGUGCUUUCAAGUGUUGGCAACUCCCUUGUGAUUUUCCUUACCGUAAGAUAUAUGUGCCU
Messenger RNA from Galdieria sulphuraria, 831 nucleotides. RefSeq lists its product as uncharacterized. Bases 57 to 260 code for a protein of 67 amino acids. NCBI's taxonomy places the organism in Eukaryota, Rhodophyta, Bangiophyceae, Galdieriales, Galdieriaceae. The transcript has a single exon. The record is from RefSeq and is a predicted model, not a curated record.